AUGCAACUUCGCCCUGCAAACCCGCAAGCCACGCUACCUUGCGGUACCCGUACACGGCCACAGCCGAUGCUGGUUUUCAUGGCGGCCCAGGCCCUGACCAGGGCCAAGGUGAAAAACACCGCCAUGUCCUCCGCCGGCACAAUCCCCUCUCAACGCUUUGGCUCAUCCUCCUCCGCCUCAUCAGAAUCAGGACUAUCUACCGCCUCUUCCACCGCCACCAUCUACAGACACGGCAUGGACUCUUCCGCCCCUCGACCAUCAGUUGCCUCCGUCGAGGUUCUACGCUGCAUGCGUUGUGCUCGCUCAGUCGAAGCUACUUCGACUGACGAUGUAAGCUCCACUGGUAUGGUACGCAUCGCCCACAACCUCUACUACUGUGAGCGUUGUGCAAAGAUGGUCGGUUACAAGUAA
Metarhizium acridum CQMa 102 is the source of this 411-nucleotide messenger RNA. The record is from RefSeq and is a predicted model, not a curated record. NCBI's taxonomy places the organism in Eukaryota, Fungi, Ascomycota, Sordariomycetes, Hypocreales, Clavicipitaceae.